This is a messenger RNA of Mesocricetus auratus (golden hamster), 2223 nucleotides long. It is a transcript of the gene Tmem38b, whose product is annotated as transmembrane protein 38B. Gene Ontology annotation, biological process: potassium ion transmembrane transport. Gene Ontology annotation, cellular component: membrane. NCBI's taxonomy places the organism in Eukaryota, Metazoa, Chordata, Mammalia, Rodentia, Cricetidae. The coding region runs from base 105 to 977 and encodes 290 amino acids. The record is from RefSeq and is a predicted model, not a curated record. The transcript has 6 exons. Gene Ontology annotation, molecular function: identical protein binding; potassium channel activity.
GCUGGAGCUGGCGCGGCCGUCCCCUCCCCCAAGGCCGCCGCGGGAGGGGAACCGGCCGCCGAGGGCUGCUCGGGCCGGCGGCGGGCUCGGUCGUCGUCGUCGUCAUGCAUUACCUGUGGGAUGAGAUGACCCUGACCUUCUCCCGCACGUCCAUGUUCCCCUUCUUCGACAUCGCCCACUACCUGGUGUCGGUGAUGGCGCUGAAGCGGCGGCCAGGGGCAGCGGCAGUGGCAUGGAAUAACCCCCUGUCCAGCUGGUUGAGCGCCAUGCUCCACUGCUUUGGUGGAGGGAUUUUAUCCUGCAUGCUGCUUGCAGAGCCUCCAUUGAAGUUUCUUACAAACCACACUAAUAUUUUACUGGCUUCUUCAAUCUGGUAUAUUGUAUUUUUUUGCCCGCGUGACCUAGUUUCCCAGGGCUAUUCAUAUCUACCUAUUCAACUCCUGGCUGCGGGAAUGAAGGAAGUGACCAGAACUUGGAAAAUAGUGAGUGGAGUCACACAUGCUAACAGCUACUACAGAAAUGGCUGGAUCGUCAUGAUAGCUGUUGGAUGGGCCCGAGGAGCAGGUGGUGUUAUUGUCACAUCUUGUGAAGAGUUGCUAAAAGGAGAUUGGAAACCAGAAGGCAAUGAGUGGCUGAAGCUGUCCUUCCCUGCCAAGGUAACCCUGCUGGGGUCAAUCAUCUUCACUUUACAGCACACCAAUCAUCUGGCCAUGUCGAAGCAUGAUCUCAUGUUCCUUUACACCAUGUUUCUGGUGACCAUAAAGAUAACCAUGAUGAUAACAAAGGACACCACUGUGACUCUUGCUCCCUUUGAGGACACGUUGAGCCGGAUGCUGUUUGGCUGGCAGCAGCAGUUUUCGUUGGGUGAAAGGAAACGCGAAGCCAAGCAGUCCUCCAAUGGCACUGCCUCGUCGGGGUCCAAGCGCAUCACAGAGGAUGCGGGCUCUGGGAAGAGGCAUGCCAAGAAAGAAGACUGACGCUUGACCUGUGCUUGGGGGCAGAAAGGGAGCGUUGCUUAUUUUAGAGUGUGGUGGUUUUUCUGUGUCAGUGAUGGGAAAUAAGCCUGUGUGUAAGGAUGGAGGAGACAAAAGGGAAGAAAUGCCUUAUUUCAGGGACACCGCUCUGUUAAUUGUCAACUCUUGGAGUCACGAGUGGAUCAUGUGAAUUUAUUUUUGCGGUAGAAGAGAUUCUCCUAAUUACUUGAAUAGUUUUAUAUUGAUAAAAGGAUAAUUUUUUAAAUGUUAGAAAAAGUUCACUUGUUACUGCAAAAUUCUAAGGCUUUCACACUUAAAAAAUUCAGUGUUUUUCCACUUUUUGAAUGAUUCUAAUUGUGUUUUAAUUCUGCAGAUUAAACUUUUACUUCAUAUUUCCAGUAUAAUUCUUGUAUAUAGAAGACAAUUCUUAUUUAAUUUUGAACAUGGAGAACUUUUCCUAAAUAAUUUUUAACUGAAAAUAAACUGAUAGUGUAUAUUUGGUGUAUAAAUUUGUUUUUAUACCUUAUUCACAUUAAAAAUGCCUGAAAUUUAAUGUAUUUUAGUUUUAAGUAUUAUUUUUCAGUGAGACCACACUGUUAAUUUGAGUCUCAGUUUGAAGUUUUUUCAUGCUCUUGUUUUGAAAACUACUGUCUCCUCAGAAGAGCAGGGUUACAAUUUGUGUGUAUCUUUUUUUUUUUUCUGCAACACCAGCCUCACUCUGCCCUGGGCUGGCCUCAGAUAAACUCCUACCUCUGCCUCCCCAGUGCUGUGCUUCCGGGCACCGGCCACCAGGCCGGGCUAGGGGUGAGGUUUUGUUGUUGGUAACCCUGUGUUUUAUCGUGUGCUUGGAACCUGGGUUGUGUCUGUCCUUUCUCCAUGUCAGCAGCUGGAGAGAUUUCUCAUAUCCUAUGUUUCUCCUGACUCAGUUGUUGUGAAUAUAACGGUGCAUGUCUCAGUGACUUGACAAAAGCACUGUCAUGGCUGAAAACCUCUCCUUGGUGCCUCUCCCAGGGAGCACUGUCUCUUGUGAGUUGGCAUGCGGGCGUCUUUGUUUCAUAGACAUGUACAUAUAUUGCUGGUUCUGUCUUAAAGGAAAACUACUUUCACGUGGAAAUGCUCAGCCCUCAUGAGAAUUGCCUUUGCACGUUUGGUCUGAACCUAACCUCACAUGGUAAACUACUUGAAUGCGGUCAUACAACAUUAAAUCUGGUUUCUUGUUGACAAAAUAAAAAGCAAACAAGAAAAUGUA